GGCAACGCGCUAAACGUGGCGGCGCCGUGAAAGCCAGUCCAAAACGUUGUCAUUAGUCGUCAUCGCUGCCUGCUACCUGAAACCAAACACGUUGUCGGGCUCUCAGCACGCCGGUCUCUUUAUUUGAACAUGCCGCCGAAGAAAAAGGAAGACGAGACAGAGCGGCCGGUGCUGAUCGGUCGCGUAGGCACGAACCUUAAAGUGGGCAUUGUCGGCCUUCCCAACGUGGGCAAGUCGACCUUCUUCAACGUGUUGACAGCCAACCAGGUGCCCGCCGAAAACUUUCCCUUCUGCACCAUCGACCCGAACGAGAGCAGGGUGGCUGUCCCCGAUGCUCGUUUCGAUUACCUCUGCGAGUACUUCAAGCCGGUAAGCAAGGUGCCGGCGUUCCUCAACGUGGUUGACAUCGCAGGCCUUGUGAAAGGUGCCAGCGAUGGUCAAGGUCUCGGAAACGCGUUUCUGUCCCAUAUUCGAGCCUGUGACGCGCUCUUCCAUUUGUGUCGCACUUUCGAAGACGAAGACGUGACGCACGUUGAAGGCGACGUCAACCCCGUCCGCGACAUUGACAUUAUUAAUGAGGAACUCCGAAAGAAGGAUGAGGAAUACUUGCUGGCCAUCAUUGACAAGAUGGAACGCACUGUGCUACGAGGUGGCGACAAGAAAAUGAAGCCCGAGUAUGACAUCCUGGUCAAAAUCCGGGGGAUCUUGUGCGAUGAAAAGAAGCACCUUCGGUUUUGUGACUGGAAUGCGAACGAGAUUGAAGUGCUCAACAAGCACCUCUUCAUCACUGCCAAGCCCAUGAUCUACCUGGUAAAUUUAGCCGAAAAGGACUUCAUACGCAAAAAGAACAAGUGGCUGCCUAAGAUCAAGGAAUGGGUUGACAAGAAUGAUCCAGGUGCUGCUGUGAUUCCCUUCAGCGGGGCUUUCGAGCACAAGCUGAUCGAAAUGGACGCCGAGCAAAAGAAAGCCUACGAGGAGGAGCACAAGGUUACUUCAGUUCUGGACAAGAUAAUUGUGACUGGAUACAAGGCCUUGCAGUUGAUGUACUUCUUCACGGCUGGAAAAGAUGAAGUCAAGGCGUGGACAAUCCAGAAGCACACUAAAGCACCGCAGGCUGCCGGUAAAAUUCACACAGACUUCGAGAAAGGUUUCAUCAUGGCUGAGGUGAUGAAGUUUGACGACUUCAAGGAGGAAGGCUCAGAGGCAGCUGUUAAAGCCUCUGGCAAGUAUCGACAACAAGGCCGCAAUUAUGUUGUGGAAGAUGGUGACAUCAUCUUUUUUAAGUUUAAUGCAGGUGCAGGAUUACAAGCCAAGAAAAAGUAAUGCUGACUGCUCACUGUCAAAGAUUAAUAUGACACUUUGUUCACAGGUCCAUUCAUAUUUCUGCCAAGCAUGUAUGCCUUACAGAGUUUCACAAAUUGCAUGUGUUUGCCAGUUUUGAAUGAGGUGUGAAGUAAACUGAAAAACCUUGUAAAGGCA
Messenger RNA from Rhipicephalus sanguineus (brown dog tick), 1479 nucleotides. RefSeq names its product obg-like ATPase 1. Gene Ontology annotation, molecular function: ATP hydrolysis activity; ATP binding; GTP binding. Bases 130 to 1323 code for a protein of 397 amino acids. NCBI's taxonomy places the organism in Eukaryota, Metazoa, Arthropoda, Arachnida, Ixodida, Ixodidae. Gene Ontology annotation, cellular component: cytoplasm. The record is from RefSeq and is a predicted model, not a curated record. The transcript has 2 exons.